GGGCCGCACUCAUUUCGCUCCGACCGGCGCGCACGAUGGCUCGCUCUGUGGCCGUGGUCUUUCUGAUGCUUGCUUCACUGGCCUGCUUGGAUGCCAUCGAGCGUACCCCGCAAGUGCAAGUAUAUACCCGCCACCCACCGGAGGAUGGCAAACCGAACUUCUUGAACUGCUACGUGUCACAGUUUCACCCACCCCACAUUGAAAUCGAGCUGCUGAAGAAUGGAGAGAAGAUAGAAAAAGUGGAGUACUCAGAUCUGUCCUUCAACAAGGACUGGUCUUUCUAUCUCCUGGCUCAUACUGAAUUCACACCCACUGCGGCUGAUCAAUACGCCUGCAGAAUUUCACACACCACUCUGAAAGAGCCCAAGGUUGUCACCUGGGAUCGAAACCUGUGAUUAAGCAUCAUGGAG
Messenger RNA from Onychomys torridus (southern grasshopper mouse), 410 nucleotides. RefSeq names its product beta-2-microglobulin (gene B2m). Gene Ontology annotation, biological process: immune response; positive regulation of T cell activation; antigen processing and presentation of exogenous peptide antigen via MHC class II. Gene Ontology annotation, molecular function: MHC class II protein complex binding. The record is from RefSeq and is a predicted model, not a curated record. Gene Ontology annotation, cellular component: MHC class I protein complex; MHC class II protein complex. Bases 36 to 395 code for a protein of 119 amino acids. NCBI's taxonomy places the organism in Eukaryota, Metazoa, Chordata, Mammalia, Rodentia, Cricetidae. The transcript has 3 exons.